AUGGAAAUACAAUUUAUUCCAUAUGAGAUCAUAGAGAAGCACACCCGAUCUUGGCAAGCCCACCUCGAGAGAGUAAGUGAUUUUCUGUUGACUGGAAAGGGAAGCUGGUGGAUGGAGCACGAGAAUGGUGACAUCAAAUUUUACGAUGGCGAGCAGCCCCCAGAUAAUCAUUCUGAAGGUCCUUCACUUCAUCACUUUCGAUCAAGUAAUUUCAAAAGCGAAGAGAAAUACCUUGAAGAAUGUUGGGAGAAAUGUUUACGGUUUCGUGUGACACUACCUAUAAAAGUGUUAAGAAUUGAAGAUGAGCAUGGAAACAUGAAUGUGGUACAGCAUUCAUCUGUGAACAGAUUGGAAAUGGAAAGUGGUUAUAACCUUGAGCCAGAACAACACAAUCCUGAAUUCAUGGACAGUACAAUAGCAGAACAUGAAAUACAAGCAUCUGUUGCUACAAAAACAACAGAAGAGAACAUUCUAACAUUUGAAUUGGUCCCUGAUAAUGUAUCAGAAUUACCACUGGAUACACUUGAUGACAAUGUCUGCAAUAAUGAAAAAAAUCAACAAGAGAAUGUUGUUUCUGUUCCAAUAGAUUAUGUGCCUCGACAAGACACAUCAGUAAUCACAAACGAUAAUCAACCAGACCAGACUACAGACAUGGAUAGGAAUGGUUCGUGCAUCACAAGGAUUGGGAGGUUUCUGAAAUUUGUUUUGGGAAGAACGGCAGAGGUCGUUUGGUUUGACAAUGCCAGGCAACGCCACAAGCAGUCACCAAAUGACACAGACUAUGCCAAAGAUCACAUGAAGCAAGGUAUCUGA
Paramuricea clavata is the source of this 813-nucleotide messenger RNA. The record is from the annotation of a GenBank genome assembly. Lineage: Eukaryota; Metazoa; Cnidaria; Anthozoa; Malacalcyonacea; Plexauridae.